This is a messenger RNA of Cyprinodon tularosa, 2195 nucleotides long. RefSeq names its product embryonic polyadenylate-binding protein B-like. Gene Ontology annotation, cellular component: ribonucleoprotein complex. The transcript is spliced from 17 exons. NCBI's taxonomy places the organism in Eukaryota, Metazoa, Chordata, Actinopteri, Cyprinodontiformes, Cyprinodontidae. Gene Ontology annotation, molecular function: RNA binding. The record is from RefSeq and is a predicted model, not a curated record. The coding region runs from base 175 to 2136 and encodes 653 amino acids.
UAUCGCGGAGUGUGACCUCCUCCUGACCUAUCGCACCUCGACUCAUGUACGUGCGGACGAAGCGUGCAGGUGUUUGGCGAUUAUCAUUAAAACAAGCUGAGGUUCACAUGGAAAGGGCUCACAGGCUGCAGCGCUGAAAAAACUCACAGCCCCGUAUUAAAUCAGUUACGCAACAUGAACAGCAGCGGACCAACGUAUCCUCUUGCCUCUUUGUAUGUUGGGGACCUGCACCCUGAUGUUACAGAGGCAAUGCUUUAUCAAAAGUUCUCUCCUGCUGGACCCAUCAUGUCGAUCCGUGUAUGCCGGGACAUCAUUACCCGCAGAUCUCUUGGAUAUGCCUACAUCAACUUCCAGCAGCCGGCAGACGCCGAGUGUGCCUUAGAUACCAUGAAUUAUGAUGUCAUCAAGGGUCGACCCAUUCGAAUAAUGUGGUCUCAGCGUGACCCAGGUCUCAGGAAGUCGGGUGUGGGUAACAUCUUUAUCAAGAACAUGGAUGAGUCCAUCGACAACAAAGCGCUUUAUGAUACCUUCUCAGCCUUUGGCAAUAUAUUGUCUUGCAAGGUCGUCUGUGAUGAGAAAGGAUCCAAAGGCUAUGGCUUUGUUCACUUUGAGACUCAGGAGGCUGCAAACCGUGCCAUUGACACAAUGAAUGGGAUGCUUCUGAAUGACAGGAAAGUUCAAGAGGCAGGUAAAAAGGAAUCUGGCAUUGUCAACCCAAAGGACCAUUUCCUGUGGCAAAAAUGUCAGUUAUCCCAGCUUAGGUCAGCAAAUAGGUUUGUUGGCCACUUCAAGUCUCGCAAAGAAAGGGAGGUAGAGUUUGGCUCCAAAGCUCUGAAGUUCACUAAUGUGUACAUCAAAAACUUUGGAGAGGACUUUACUGAUGAGAAACUCAAGGAAGUUUUUUCUACCUUUGGGAGGACCCUUAGUGUGCGGGUGAUGAAGGAUGAGAAGGGCCGUUCCAGAGGAUUUGGGUUUGUCAACUAUUCUCACCAUGAGGAUGCUCAGAAGGCUGUGGAUGAAAUGAAUGGAAAGGAGAUGAAUGGGAAGACCAUCUAUGUAGGAAGGGCUCAGAAGCGUUUGGAGCGUCAAGGGGAGCUGAAGCGCAAGUUUGACCAGAUCAAACAGGACCGCAUCCAACGCUAUCAGGGGGUGAAUCUAUAUGUGAAGAACUUGGAUGAUAGCAUCAAUGAUGAGAGGCUCCGGAAGGAAUUUUCUCCUUACGGCACAAUCACCAGUGCUAAGGUGAUGACUGACGGUGGCCAGAGCAAAGGCUUCGGCUUUGUCUGCUUCUCUUCCCCAGAGGAAGCAACGAAAGCAGUGACCGAAAUGAAUGGGAGAAUAGUUGCCACCAAGCCGCUGUAUGUUGCUUUGGCACAGAGGAGGGAAGAGCGUAAAGCCAUUCUAACUAACAAGUACAUGCAGAGGCUCGCUACGCUGAGAACCAUGAGCAGUCCCAUCAUUGAUUCUUAUCACCAGUCUGGAUACUACAUGACCAUACCUCAGCCUCCCACUCGUUCUUUCUACAACCACAAUGCUGUCAGCAAUCUGAGACCAGUCCCUCGUUGGACAGGACAGCCGCCCAGACCCCAGGGACAUUACCCGCCUCAGUAUGUAGGGAAUCCCCCUCCACCGCCGCGUCGCAGUUCACCAACAAUUACUACAGUCCGGCAGGCUUCAACCCAGGCUCCACGAGUCGUAAACUCCACACAAAAGACAAACAACAUAGGGACUCAGACUGGAGGAGUUCCCAGAGGAAGUCAGUACAAGUAUUCAUCUGGAGUGAGGAACCCUCUUCAUGUUGCUAAUGUUCCUGCGAACAUGACAAGACCCCAGGUCGUUCCUGCGCCUGCAGUAGAUCAGCUAGUUCAUAUUCCAGGCUCAGAGCCACUCACUGCUUCAAUGCUGGCUGCAGCUCCCCUCAUGGAUCAGAAACAACUCCUUGGGGAGCGUCUGUAUCCUCUGAUUCACGCGCUUCACCCAAACCUGGCAGGAAAGAUCACAGGGAUGCUGCUAGAGAUUGACAACUCAGAGCUGCUGCACAUGCUGGAGUCACCGGAGUCCCUGAACUCUAAGGUGGAAGAGGCGAUCGCUGUUCUGCAAGCUCACCAGGCAAAAGAUUGUCCUCCAAAAAAGUGAAAUAAUUUAAGGUGUGAACGUUGUUUUGGAGGAAUGGAAAAGUUAUCAGUGAUUUUUGG